Messenger RNA from Papaver somniferum (opium poppy), 606 nucleotides. Its product is annotated as N66 matrix protein-like. Bases 1 to 606 code for a protein of 201 amino acids. Lineage: Eukaryota; Viridiplantae; Streptophyta; Magnoliopsida; Ranunculales; Papaveraceae. The record is from RefSeq and is a predicted model, not a curated record. The transcript is spliced from 3 exons.
AUGGCUGCAACACAAAAGGAGUUGUUCGAUUUUCUCAAAACUCUCACUGACAAGAUGUCAGAAAAACUUCAGGAAAAGGGAAAAGGUAAAGAACCUGCUUCAAGUGACGAUACAAAAGUCAUUCCAAUGCAUACAAUCGACGAUGAUGAAUUCCAGAAGGCUGCAGAGAAAACGUCAUCAGGAGAGCCUGCCAAUUUCAUCACUCGGCAAAAAUUUUUAAACCCCAAUUCAAUGUUUUUUAUUAGGAAUCAACAAAUAGUUGAAAAUGCCGCACAUGAAAAUGAUGCUACAACUGAUAACGGUAUGAAUGAGGGGAAUGAGAAUGAUGAUGUUGCUGAUAAUGGCAUGAAUGAGAUGAAUGUGAGUGAUGGGGCUGCUGGUAAUGGUAUUGAUCAGGGGAAUGGGAAUGUUAAUGUUGGUGUUGUUGAUAAUGGUGUUAAUGACAAUGAGAAUUACAGAAGUGUUGCUAAUGAUAUGAAUGAUCUUAAUGGGAAUGAUGGUGUUUGUUACCUGAACAUUGAGAAUGAAGGUGCUGAGUUAAGAGAUAGAGACAUGUUUGAUCCAGGCAAUUGGAACACAAUUGAUAAAAACUUGUUGAGUUUUUAG